ACGUAAUCGGCGAGCUAAACGUCUGUAAAGUGAACGAAACGGAGGUUUCGGGAACAAAUUACUCUUAUCGCUAGCGAAGAGAUAUGAAAUUUAUAUUUUUAUCGAAAAACUGUGCAGUUCACUUGUACAAGUGUUGAUUGUGAUGCGGAUGUGUAUUGAUUAGAACUAGACGUGGAACCAAGUGCAGUUUUACCAAGUCAGAGUUAUCUGAAGCCACCCUUGAUAAUUUGUGCUUUAUUAGUGACAACGGUCGAGUAGAACGCAGAAAUGCAGGCGAUUAAAUGUGUAGUGGUCGGUGACGGAGCCGUCGGUAAAACAUGUCUACUAAUCAGUUACACCACAAAUGCCUUCCCGGGAGAGUACAUACCUACAGUAUUCGACAACUACUCAGCUAAUGUCAUGGUGGACGGCAAACCCAUUAACUUGGGACUAUGGGAUACGGCGGGUCAAGAAGACUACGACAGACUGCGACCUCUAUCCUACCCACAGACAGACGUCUUCCUUAUAUGCUUCUCGCUCGUCAACCCAGCUUCAUUUGAAAACGUGCGAGCUAAGUGGUUCCCCGAAGUCCGGCAUCAUUGCCCGUCGACGCCCAUCAUCCUGGUCGGCACCAAGCUGGAUCUUCGCGAAGACAAGGACACCAUUGAGAAGCUGAAGGACAAGAAGCUCGCGCCCAUUACCUACACACAGGGUCUGGGCAUGUCUAAGGAGAUCAGCGCAGUGAAGUACCUGGAAUGUUCGGCGCUGACACAGAAGGGGCUGAAGACAGUGUUCGACGAGGCCAUCCGUGCCGUGCUGUGUCCCGUGCAGCCUAUCAAGCCAAGGCGGAAGUGUAGACUGCUCUAAGGAUCGUCUAACACUCGCAGAUAAGAUAGCGUAGUACAGACGUGGAUGCCAGUGUUUACAGCAUAGCUUACAUUAGAGCACCAACAUCAGUAUCAAUGUGCUAAACACGAGCGCUGUAAUCAAAUGGACUGCAAUAAAUGCAUACAUAGAUGUUAAUUUCUACUGUUAAAGUACGCAUUAUUAUAAUAUGUAACGUGGGUUGGUGUGAGUGAGCUCCGUUCUAUGUAUAACGCUUUUUUAUAUCGACCGGAUAUCCCGUCACUGGCAGUUUUAGGCUGUACAAAGUUUGUCCUUUGCCUACUUGUUCGCAGUUGUCUAUGGAUUCUUUUUUUUUUUUGUAUCGGUAAUACUGUCGUGAAUUUCUACCUCUAGCCACUGUUCGCCAUUGCAAAUGUUUUAUUGUAUUGUAUAUUGUUUGAUAAAGUAAUAAUACCACCGUCUGUCAGUGGCUGUAAGGUCUUAUCCGAGUAUAACUCAUGUCUGGGUGCUUUAUCGUGAACCUGACCGUUGCUAUAACGAACAUGUUACUACAUUCCUACAUCUAUGAUAUUCGGGUACAAAAAUACUUGGUCGCUUCUAAACGGUUGUUUAAAAAAUGGAAUUGUUGAAAUUUGUGUUUGCCAGAGAUUAUAUUUUUCGAUUUAUUAUUGCUUUUUAUUUGUUUCCACAUUGUUGUAUCAAUGUUUUUAAUGUCGAAAUAAACUCGUAUACAUUUUCGUCCUUAUUUCUUGCUGUUAAGGUUCAAUUUGUGUACGAGUCGUCGGCUAAUACUAGUGGCGUAAUAAGUACAGCAUUCGUUCGUAAGAAAAUGUUUAAUCAUUAAAGUUUCGUAUCAUUGUAUAUUUAAUUAAUUAAAACGUUAUAUAUGUACCUUUACCUUUGUAUGAUGUAAACUGUAUUUCGUUAAUAUGCUACGCAGUUUCCGGGAUAAAUUGACUUCGAUGUGAUUCGUAGAUUAUAAUGUCUUAAAUAAGGGAACCCACUGUACUGUACAAAACGAAUACCCAAGCACACAAUCCUGCAUUUACUAAUUCAAUAGUAACAUUUUAACAAUUAAACUAAUACUAAAGUCUGCUUUCAUUGAAAAACUAGGAAUAUUUGACCAAUACGCCAUCUAGCAGAUAAUAGCUGUUGCAUUUUAUCUAACAUUCAAAUUUGAACCUAACGUGGUCGUUUUAAGCCGUCUAUUGCAUUGCUGCGAUUUCUUUCUCUAAACUGGCUAAAAGCUUGAGAGUAAAAGCGCCGCGUGAAUGGUCAAUACUUAGAUACAUAUCGUUGGUAAAGUGUAGCUAUGCUAUCGUGACGUCAUUGUGAUGCUAGUGGCCAUAGAUUUGCCGUUUUGAACCUUAUCUUAUGGAAAAUAAAGCCAACUGUCCUUUCACAUGUAAUAAAUCGUGGAACUAUGGUCCCUAGCGCAGUUCUCAGUAAGCAACAAUAUUGUAUCGCAAACGUUUAGUCUUCUACGGCUAAUGUAAAACCGCACAACUACUUUUAGCAUUACCCGACCGGGUCGCGAUGGUCAGCCUACAACUGUUCGAACGUCUCGCUCGCCGACCUCCCCGACUCGGUCGUAUUACUGUCACGGGAGGCAUUUUUCGCUGAAAAUGUGAUAAACGGGUUUAGGCUCUAAUUGACUGUCUAGACAUUUUACUCGGCCUUUAGAUUGAGAAGCUUUUUUUACCUUGUACGCCUAACUUCACGAUUGUCGUAGACUACAGAGUGCUAAGUGCGAGCUAUUUUUACGUUAAUGUGAUUGGACAGUUACAGCGUUCAGCCCUCUGAUUGGUUGUUUAACUUCUUAGCCAAUCAAAGCGCCGAACGUCAUAAACGCGUGCUUUGACUUAACGUAAAGUCAACUCGCACUAGACACUCUGAUCGUUUCUUUUAGCAAAUAAAAUGGCACUAAGUUAAUUACUGUCUAAAUCCACUCCUAAAAUAUAAAUGUUUAUUAUAAGUGAAACAGUACACGUAAGUUUGUGUUUAAGUGUGCAAUUGUUGUUGCUUGACACCGAACGCGGCACGCCGUAUGUCUAGAUGCCAUACAGAUUUAUUU
Messenger RNA from Spodoptera exigua (beet armyworm), 2899 nucleotides. The record is from the annotation of a GenBank genome assembly. Lineage: Eukaryota; Metazoa; Arthropoda; Insecta; Lepidoptera; Noctuidae.